GUUGGCCCCUGAGCGUCUGAGGAGGACUUUAAACCCGAGUCUUUUUCUUCUGUCUUCACCUUUUCGGAACUAUCGCCAUGGGGGGACUGGAUGCGAUUCGACAGUGUAAUUUUUUAAACUGGCUCCGAGAGGAGAGACAGUCGAGGAAACUGAUCCUGUUCAUCGUUUUUGUGGCUCUGCUGCUGGAUAACAUGCUGCUCACUGUAGUCGUUCCCAUCAUUCCCAGCUACCUGUACAACCUGGACGAGUCAACGGCAGUGGUGGUGAAGAACAACACACUUUCACAGCCGGGUGCUCCAGGGUCCUUCAACAGCAUCGUGUCUCUGUACGACAACACGGUGAGGACUUCAGGCUCCAACAGCACAGUCAGGUCUGCUGAUCUGGUCACUACGGCGCCCACCACCACUGCAGCGCCGACUCAGAACUCCUCCGACUGCCCCAGGUCCUCCAGCACGCUGCUUAAUGAGAAUGUGAAAGUGGGGAUGCUGUUUGCCUCCAAGGCCACCGUACAGCUGAUUACAAACCCCUUCAUAGGCCCACUCACAAACAGAAUAGGAUACCAGCUGCCCAUCUUCGUUGGCUUCUGUAUCAUGUUCCUCUCCACGAUCAUGUUCGCCUUCUCAUCGAGCUACGCUCUGCUGUUUCUGGCCAGAUCAUUUCAAGGCGUGGGAUCCUCCUGCUCCUCAGUGGCUGGAAUGGGGAUGCUUGCGAGCGUCUACACAGAUGAUGAGGAGAGAGGUCACGCCAUCGGGAUCGCCCUGGGAGGGCUGGCGUUGGGAGUGUUAGUCGGACCUCCCUUUGGCAGUGUGAUGUACGAUUUCGUUGGGAAAACGGCUCCGUUCCUCAUUCUGGCAUUCCUGGCUGUAUUUGACGGAGCUCUGCAGCUCUUUGUUCUCCAGCCCACUAAAGUGGAACCAGAGACUCAGAAGGGGACUCCACUGCUGACACUCAUGAAGGAUCCAUACAUUCUCAUCGCAGCUGGGGCCAUUUGUUUUGGAAAUAUGGCCAUCGCCAUGAUGGAGCCAACGCUGCCGAUCUGGAUGAUGGAGACCAUGUGUGCAAGGAAAUGGCAGCUAGGCGUCGCUUUCUUACCAGCCUCCAUCUCCUACCUUAUUGGAACCAACAUCUUUGGCACGAUGGCACACAAGAUGGGAAGAUGGCUCUGUGCUCUCAUUGGAAUCACAGUUGUUGGAAUCAGUGUAAUAUGUGUUCCAUUUGCCAAAGACAUCUACGGUCUGAUUAUUCCAAACUUUGGAGUUGGCUUUGCUAUCGGCAUGGUGGACUCCUCUAUGAUGCCUAUAAUGGGCUACCUAGUCGACCUGCGACACGUGUCCGUUUAUGGCAGUGUGUACGCCAUUGCUGACGUGGCGUUCUGCAUGGGAUUUGCUUUAGGUCCAUCCAUCGGAGGCUCCAUAGCUGAGAACAUCGGCUUCCCCUGGCUGAUGACCAUCAUUGGAAUAGUGGACAUUUUCUUUGCUCCACUCUGCCUCUUCCUCAGGAAUCCACCCGGACAAGAAGAGAAAGUAGCCAUUUUAAUGGACACCAACUGUUCAGUGAAGACCAGGUCCUACUACACACAGGGGACGCACUACCAGGGUGACGACAUGGAUCCAGAGUAUGACGACUAUGAUUAACCCAACACCAGCCAUGCAGGGUAACCCUUCAGAAGAUCUAUUUUGUUGUACAAAAAAGGGAACACAGAGGGAGAAAACAGCCAAGAUAUUUCCAUGUGAAUGUCCUGCGUUCAGUCUUCACUGUCCAGUGUCCUCUUAGCGGUUGUUCUGGGGGAAACCAAAGUCGUUUUGAUCUGUGGUUGCAAGUGCAUUGUUUGAGAAAUAUUUUUUUAAGCCAACAGCCUUAUUCAGUACAGAGAUCUGUCAGAAAGUACCUCUUUGGCAGGAGGAAGCUGAACAACAAAUGCGCUUUGCUGGUUUAUUUUGACUCUGUCUUAACUCAUGUGUUUACCAUUAAAGUCUCUUGUUUAUCUGCUGUA
Cheilinus undulatus (humphead wrasse) is the source of this 1993-nucleotide messenger RNA. RefSeq names its product solute carrier family 18 member 2 (gene slc18a2). The transcript is spliced from 16 exons. The coding region runs from base 78 to 1634 and encodes 518 amino acids. The record is from RefSeq and is a predicted model, not a curated record. Lineage: Eukaryota; Metazoa; Chordata; Actinopteri; Labriformes; Labridae. Gene Ontology annotation, molecular function: serotonin:sodium:chloride symporter activity; xenobiotic transmembrane transporter activity. Gene Ontology annotation, cellular component: synaptic vesicle membrane; terminal bouton. Gene Ontology annotation, biological process: xenobiotic transport; aminergic neurotransmitter loading into synaptic vesicle; transmembrane transport.